Carassius gibelio (silver crucian carp) is the source of this 4000-nucleotide messenger RNA. RefSeq names its product cyclin-dependent kinase 12. The transcript has 8 exons. The coding region runs from base 2673 to 3920 and encodes 415 amino acids. The record is from RefSeq and is a predicted model, not a curated record. NCBI's taxonomy places the organism in Eukaryota, Metazoa, Chordata, Actinopteri, Cypriniformes, Cyprinidae.
CGUCCACUUGGGGCCCACAUGGGCCUCACUUGGGCUAGUUGGGCUUUGGCUGGGCAUGGGCUCAGAGUGGGCUUUGUUGUUGGGCCCCACAUGGGCAGUAGAUGGGCUAAACUCAGUGGGCUCCAGCUAGGGCUCCACAAGAUAUUAUGUUUUUAUAUAUAUAUUCAAAAUUAAUUAUGUCAGACAUGGAUGCUUUUUUUAACAAUAGCCACUAGGCUAGGGUCACUUUUUAUAUGAAUAUUAUUAGACUAUUAAGCUAUUUAGAAGCCAUAGCAAUUUAAUAGUGGUCUGAAGCACUAUACAACUUUCAACAGACAAGUUUGCCACAGCAGGUUGCACAAAAUGUUCAAACCUAAGCAGUGCGCACUGUGUGCAGCGCACAUCCGGAAAGCUCCACCCCCAUCACUGAGCGAAAGAAGUUUGCCCAGCAACAAUUUUGCCGCCUUUAGUCUGCUGUCCGUUAAGGAUCCAUUACGGUGUCGACUGGACAAAAGACAGAAUAAUGGAGUGUUCAGAAAGAACUAAAAGGAGGAAAAUAUCAGCGAAAGUGGAGGAACAUUUGCGUCUCCUUGAAAAGGAGUCUAUGAUUGAUUUGUUGGCACAUGACUCUGAAAACGAAUACCAACUGGAUGAUUUGUUAGAGCAUACUGAAAGCGAAGAUUCCAUGGACACUUUCUACGAUGCUUGUGAUCAGAACUGUUUUGAGAAUUCAUCAAUUGAUUUAGAAGAUGAAAAUUCCUCAGAUUCUUUUUAUGAUUUUAACAUUUCCUCAUUUGAUGAUUUGGAUUCUGAAAACCGGGUUCCAGGUGAUAUGCCUGGUUGUGAUAGUGACUGUGAUUUGCAUGGAGAUGUGUGUUCUGACUUGGAAGAUGACAAUGAUGAUGAUUCGCAUGGGAUUGCAGAGUGGGCUGCAGAAUUCAACAUACCACAAACAGCGCUGUCUGCACUUCUUAAAAUCCUAAGGAGAAAGGGUCUUGAUAUCCCAAUGGAUGGCAGAACUCUUAUGUCAACUGACAGAUCUUGCAAUGUGGCGAAUAUGGCUGGGGGGUCCUACUACCACUUUGGAAUCGAAAAUGCUCUCAUAGCUGAACUAACAUCUUUAGGACAUUUAGCAAAUGUGACUGAUACUCUCACACUUCGAAUUAACAUCGAUGGAUUGCCCUUAUUCCGUAGCUCCAGUUUGAGUCUGUGGCCUAUUCUGGGUAUGAUUAAGGAAAUUCCAGAGUGUAGUGUCUUUGUAAUUGGAGUGUACUCUGGUGUGUCCAAACCCGCAAAUGUGCAAGAGUAUUUACAAGAAUUCAUUGUAGAUAUGAAAGCAAUUUCUCAGAGUGGUAUUGUGUACAAUGGUGUACAUUUCAGGGUACCAUUACCUGAUGCUUUUAUUUGUGAUGCACCUGCUCGUGCCUUUCUUAAAUGCUCCAAAGGCCAUACGGGCUAUUAUGGGUGUGAGAGGUGCACUCAAAAAGGCCAGUACAUUAAUGGGAAGGUGGCUUAUCCUGAAAUAUCAGCAGAGCUCAGGACAGAUGAGCAAUUUGGCAGGCAAGGCUAUCAACAGCACCAACUGUCAGCCUCCCCCCUAAAUGACCUGGGUAUAGGUUUAGUUACCAGUUUUGUGUUAGAUUAUAUGCACCUUGUCUGCUUGGGGGCAAUGCGUAAGUUAAUAUUUCUUUGGUUGAAGGGGCCGCUGAAAUGCAGGCAAUCUAUGAAGUUUUUUGUUGUAAUGUCAGCAUUUAUGGUUUCUAUCAGGCAAUAUUUACCUAGCAAUUUUGCAAGGAAACCACGAUCUUUGUUUGAAUUCAGCACAUGGAAAGCUACAGAGCUUCGGCAAUUUUUACUUUACACUGGGCCUGUUGUUCUCCUCAAUAAUAUACCCAGUAUAAUGUACAGAAACUUUUUACUUCUAUCAGUAUCUAUGAGAAUACUUCUGAGUCCUGCCUUAUGUUCUCCUGACAAUUGUGACUAUGCUGAGGAGAUUUUGAAACUCUUUGUAACAGAUUUUGCUGCAAUUUAUGGUGCUGAAUUUGUCAGCUAUAACAUGCAUUCAUUGAUCCACCUAGCUCAAGAUGCACGAAAUUUCGGCCCGUUAGAUAGUGUUUCAGCUUUUCCCUUUGAGACAUUUUUAGGUAAACUGAAAAAACUUGUCCGUCGGCCUCAAAACCCUGUCCAACAACUCGUCAGGCGAAUCCAUGAGAAGCAGAAAGUGGCAAGCCAAAAGACCACAUCAGUUUUCAGCCCACUUAAACAGCUCCACUUUUCUGGACCAUUGAUUAAUUCAAUUGCAACAUGGGAACAAUACAGGCGUUACAAUGAUGGACAGACACUGAUCUCCUCCUCUCGUGGCGAUGACUGUUUUUCUGUAGGGGGAAGGAUUCUUAUUGUGCGGAACAUUUUGUCACAUUCUGGAACUGUUAAAGUCCUGUGUAAUUUCUUUGAAACUGCCAAAUCCUUUUUCACCUAUCCAAUGGACUCAUCAUGUCUUGGAAUUCUUUUUGUUUUUAAUUUAUCUGAAGACUUGCAGCUGUUACCUGUGGAGGAGUUAAAAACAAAAAUGGUGUUAUUGCCACUCAAGACUGGAUACGUGGCAUUGCCACUCCUGCACUAGUGUGCUAUUUAUUAUUAUUUUUUAUUGUUUGUUUUAAUUUUUUUUUGCAUGUAUUUGUUUUUCUUUAAGCAUGUUACCUUUCGCGAUAGUUGAAUUUAUAAAUAGUGGAGGAUUGGCAGUUAUACCGACCAAGUGGUUUAUCGGGCCUGAGGAGGAUGAAUGCUACUGGCCACCAGCAAGGAUGAACAUGGCAAAGGCGGUCAUAGAGCAACAGGACCCUCACACUGACUGGGCGACAUACAAGUUGACUGUCAAGAGAAAAGUCGCAACGUAUGAAAUUGCCCGCACAAAAUUAGUCGAGUAUGAACAGAACACAGAUGUACCAACCGAAUCUGAUUCUACAGAGAAUAUGGGAAGGGGGAAGCGCAAAAAGAGACGAGUGAUUUUGUCCAGUGACGAUGAGGAUGAUGUCAAUUGGUCCGGCAGCCAAAUCAGGCCUACACCUCCAUCCACCCUCAGGUCUGUGCUGACACCUCCACCGCCUCCAUCCACCCUCAGGUCUGUGCUGACACCUCCACCGCCUCCAUCCACCCUCAGGUCUGUGCUGACACCUCCACCGCCUCCAUCCACCCUCAGGUCUGUGCUGACACCUCCACCGCCUCCAUCCACCCUCAGGUCUGUGCUGACACCUGCACCGCCUCCAUCCACCCUCAGUUCUUCACCAUCAUCUGCUAGGCCGACACUUCCACCACCUCUGGGUAACCUGAGAUGGCCUGAUGUUUCAACCCAUCACCACGUCACCAUGUCACCAGAAACCUCUCAAAGACAAAUCAGGGGCAACAUGUUUGUUCGCAUCUUAACACUGAUUGAGGAGAUGAAAGAGACACAAAAAAUCCAGGGGAGGAUGUUACAAACGCUUCUACAACAGCGUGGCAACAUCGGCACCACCUUCUCUUCUACCCCCGAGGGUUUCCCCCUAAAGACAGUUAGGGAUGUGGAAAUCAUGGAAGAAAAACUGGCAAACCCAAACUUCAUGUCCGAACUGGUUGCAGCUGUGACUGACAUAGGAGGGGGGACUGUUGACGAGGCCACAAAAAGGAUGAUGACUUUUCUCCUAGACCAUGGCCUAUCCAGGCAGUAUAACUUUGUGGGCCGAAAUGGGAAGAGAGAGUUCAAGGCCUUAAAACUGUAUGAAGUAAUAUAUGGAGGCUUAAAGAAAAACGCCAUGACCAGCCAAAUCACCCGUAAAGAUGCCGAGAAGGCGGUCUCCAAGUGGCUCAUUGGUGCUAGGGACCGGGGGGGUAAUAGACAGGCCCGACAGUCAACCCCUCAACAAGGACUUCAGGCUUCAGGCUCGUUUGAGGUGGAAAGAAACUAAUUCUGUUUGUGACAGUGAGGGAACACUGUGCAAAAGCAUGUUGUCAUAAAUUUUACUUAAAUAAAAUGUAAUUAAUUCUA